AUGUUUAAAAGGCUAAUAACUUUUCAUCGUCAAGUAAGAAUUAGUUCUUUGGCAGUUGCCUCAUUUAAUGUUUUUGUAUUUGGAGUUAGUGGAAUUUAUUUAAUUGAGAAAAUUAAUCAAUGGAGAAUGAAGAAAAUUGGGCAUUACAAAGAAGCUGUGGCAAUUUUAUUGGAACAUGAAGAAGUUGGGAAUUUGUUGGGAAAACCUUUUAUGGUUGGAAAUGCUGAUGUUUAUGAUCGUGAAAAUAAUUUUGUUGGAAAAAAUGAAUCCAAGUUUUUAAUUCCAUUAUUUGGUGCAAAUUGUGAUGGCUAUUUAAAUGUUUUUGCUAAACGUGAAGAUAAUUUGUCAGAAUUUUUAUUAGAAAAAUUAGAAUUGGAAACAUCUGGAGGAGACAGAUAUUUAAUUUUUACAAGAUCAAAAGAAAUUGAAGAAACCCCAAAAUUGUCAAAACAAAAAAGGCCGAGACUUUGUAGAGAAUAA
Meloidogyne enterolobii is the source of this 480-nucleotide messenger RNA. The record is from the annotation of a GenBank genome assembly. NCBI's taxonomy places the organism in Eukaryota, Metazoa, Nematoda, Chromadorea, Rhabditida, Meloidogynidae.